CCACAGGGUUAGACGGGGGUGUAUGUAUGCGAUAUCGCAGACGGAGACUAUAUGUGAAUGUGCUCAUUUGGAUAUCUAUCAUUGUUGACCUCCAAAGCUCGCACUUGCGUCGAGAAAUCUCCCCUUCAAAACGACCCUCUCCUUCGGUUCUUCAGCGUGGCCGAUGCGCCCAGUCAAGAUCCUCAGCCGCUUGGCAUGUCUGAGUUGCUUGGUUUAUCAAGCUCGUUCCGCGGUGGUGGAUUUUUACUGGAACAUUACCUAUGCGACCGCCAACCCCGAUGGCCUCUUUGAGAGGACCGUGAUCGGCGUCAAUAACACUUGGCCUCCCCCUCCGAUCACAGUCACAUCCGGAGAUGUUAUCAGAAUGCAUGCCUUUAACGGCCUCCCGGACAAGCCAACAACCCUUCAUUUCCAUGGAAUGUUCUUCAACGGGACCAAUUUCUACGACGGUGCCAUGGGAGUCACCCAAUGUGGUAUUCCGCCCGGUGCUCAAUUUACAUACAUCGUAAACACUACUACUCAAGUCGGAACUUAUUGGGUCCAUGCCCAUUCUCUGGGUCAAUAUGUCGAUGGUUUGCGCUCGCCAGUGGUUAUUUUGCCGCCAGUAACGCCGGGGAAACGUCCCUAUGAUGAUGAAUUCACGAUCGUACUCUCGGAUUGGUAUCACCAACAACAUUCGCAACUGAUAUCCACCUUUUUAAGCCGAAGCAAUCCUCUGGGGGCUGAGCCCAUCCCUGACAGUGCGCUCGUAUAUGUCGUGCAAAAUAACACGUAUCGCGAGCAUUUCAACGAGAACGCUACGAUCCCAUUUUCGCCUGGUAAAACCUAUCGAUUACGCAUCCUGAACGCGGGUGCCUUGGGAAUGUUUUACUUCAAAAUAGAUGGCCACCAAAUGUCGGUCAUCGAAGUUGAUGGCACCGACGUUGAGCCGCUGCCAACCGAUAUGUUGUCUUUGGCUACCGCCCAGAGGUAUUCAGUCCUUGUCACGGCUAAGAACGAAACAAAACAAAAUUUUCUUAUCCACGCGAACUUUGAGCCGGGCAUGUUUGAUAGUAUCCCUGAGGGACUUCAAUUGAAUUACAGCUCUUCCAUUAUCUACACUCCUGGAGCACCCACCGCCCCCGAAGAGCUAUUUACAGAGUACAAAUCUUUGGAUGACCUGGCCUUCAAACCAACAUCGGCUUUGCCAAUCUUAUCAAAAACAAAGAACAUCGAUUUGAAUGUCUUUUUCUCAACUUUCGAGAAUGGGGUCAAUCGCGGAGCUUUUAACAACGUCACCUACGUUCCACCUCGGGUUCCAACGGUCAUGACGAUCGAUUCUGCCCCAGCGAACGCGCUCGAGAGCCCGGCCAUCUAUGGUCCUCAGAGCAAUGCAUUUGUGAUAAGUCAUCUUGAAGUGGUUGAAUUGACCGUUUUCAACUGGGAUAAAGGAAACCAUCCUUUCCAUUUGCACGGUCAAAAGUUUCAAGUGGUGAAUAAGCAAACGAGCAUUGAUCCUGGCAACCCAACCUACUCAAACCAGACACUGAGCAACCCUAUGCGAAGAGAUACGAUUCAGAUUCCGGGCGGAGGGUUUGUCAGUAUUCGGUUUGUAGCGGACAACCCUGGCGCAUGGCUCUUCCAUUGCCAUAUAGAAUGGCAUUUACAAUCCGGGUUAGCAGCAAUGUUUAUAGUAGCUCCCGAAGUGCACCAAAGGAACUUCCCAGUACCUCAAUUCAUGAAGGACCAAUGUGCGAUGAUGAAUAUUCCAUCGAGUGGAAACGCCGGAGGAUUAUCGGGCUCGAAGCUCUACGACCUGUCGACUGCACCACAUGGGCCAUUCCCACAAGUAUCAGGAUUCCAUGCUCGAGGAAACUUAUCGAUUGCGGCAUGCAUCAUCUCUUCAUUGAUCGGCGUCCUCACCAUCAUUUGGUACAGCCGUGGUGAACAGUUUGAUGACGAGGAGGUCGAACGAGAAAUGUUGGAGAAGAUCAAGAGUAAAACUAGUCAGGAUCAUCAUACAAAUGGCUUCGUGGCGCGAUUCCGUCGUUUCAUGAUACUACGAGGAGCACCCUGACAAGUCGCACAUCCCAUCAUUUGAUUCCUUUCCCAUCCUCAGAACAAUGACACUCUUUUCUUGAAUACACGUCCGCAAGAGUUAUAACACAUCUAUUCAAUGGAGGCUUUCGGUACACCAACUGUCCUGGGGGAAAGUACCAGUAAAAGCAACAACCAUCAAUAAUGAUACUAUGGUUUCGACAGCGAAUCAAUCGCCUAUACACGAAGAAUAAAAUAUCCGCUCUUGAGUUCCAAAGCUCUUAGGGUUCAUGACCAGGUGUCAUUCAGUCCAAUUCAUCACAAUUUCUACGCGUAGUCUCAGCUGAACAACUCGUCCUUCUUGCUUAGCAUUGCAAGUUUGGAAUACUCGUCCUCUUGAACUUUGUGAUAAUAUAGUAGUUUUGAGAUUACAAUCGCAACUGUAUAUAAACGUAGAACUCUGAUAAUGUUGCAGCAAUCUAUUCCUGUGGGGAAAUUCUUGGUCCGUUGAGUAUGCUAUAAGUACGCUUUGCUUCUCAAAGCAAAUUGGAACCUGAAGGGGCGUAGGACAAAAUGGUAUGGAGAAUUGCUUCUCAAAUGAAUCAUCCCUUGGAUAAGGAGUGUAUGGCUGACUGAAGACUUGUAGAGACAUGGUCUGG
Molecule: messenger RNA, 2675 nt
Organism: Puccinia graminis f. sp. tritici CRL 75-36-700-3
Lineage: Eukaryota; Fungi; Basidiomycota; Pucciniomycetes; Pucciniales; Pucciniaceae
Exons: 12
Coding region: 164-2056 (630 amino acids)
Biological process (GO): cellular response to iron ion starvation; reductive iron assimilation
Cellular component (GO): high-affinity iron permease complex
Molecular function (GO): copper ion binding; ferroxidase activity
Source: RefSeq, a predicted model, not a curated record